Lathyrus oleraceus (garden pea) is the source of this 2544-nucleotide messenger RNA. RefSeq names its product CO(2)-response secreted protease. The coding region runs from base 91 to 2394 and encodes 767 amino acids. The transcript has 9 exons. Gene Ontology annotation, molecular function: serine-type endopeptidase activity. NCBI's taxonomy places the organism in Eukaryota, Viridiplantae, Streptophyta, Magnoliopsida, Fabales, Fabaceae. Gene Ontology annotation, biological process: proteolysis. The record is from RefSeq and is a predicted model, not a curated record.
GUAUACACCGAUGACUACUCUCUCUAUAUAUACAUACCAAUUGAACAUGAUCAAAGCAAGGUAUAAUUAAUCGACGAGAAUACUUAAAACAUGAGAGGAAAUCCAGUUUUGUUGAUAGUAAUAUUUUACUCUGUUUUCAUUUUUCUUGGAGACUCAAGAUCAUCAUCAACUCAAUCCAAGAAUGAUGAUCAAGUUUAUAUUGUUUAUAUGGGAGCUGCCAGUUCAACUAAUGGUACCCUUGGCAAAGAUCAUGCUCAUCUUUUAAACACUAUAUUAAAAAAGAAUAAGAAAGCUCUAAUACACAACUACAAACAUGGAUUCUCCGGCUUCGCUGCUCGAUUGUCGAAAAAUGAAGCGAACUCGAUUGCUCAACAACCUGGAGUUGUGUCUGUGUUUCCAGAUCACAUUAUGAAGCUUCACACAACACGUUCUUGGGAUUUUCUAAAAUCACUACCUCACAUUGAAGUUGACAACAAGCUUUCUAAUUCUUCCUCCUCAUCAGAUAUCAUAAUAGGCAUGUUAGACACAGGAAUAUGGCCAGAAGCAGCAAGUUUUUCAGACGAGAGAAUCGGUCCGAUUCCAUCUCGUUGGAAAGGAAUUUGCAUGACAUCAACUGAUUUCAACUCAUCCAACUGUAACAGGAAGAUAAUAGGAGCGAGGUAUUAUCCUAACAUUGAUGAGGAUGCUGGUGCGGCCAACACUGUCAGAGAUACACGUGGACAUGGGACCCACACUGCUUCGACGGCGGCCGGGAGCACCGUGAGUGGUGCAUCCUACUACGGUCUUGCGAAAGGGACAGCAAAAGGUGGAUCUCCUGAAUCGAGGUUGGCCAUUUACAAAGUAUGUUAUAGCGGUUGUCCUGACUCUGCCAUACUUGCGGCAUUUGACGAUGCUAUUCAUGAUGGAGUUCAUGUACUUUCUCUUUCACUCGGUCCGGAUUCGGAUUCCCGGCCUGCCUUGACAGACGACGCGGUUGCAAUCGGUGCGUUCCAUGCAGUGGAGCGCGGCAUUAUGGUUGUUUGCGCUGGUGGAAAUGAUGGACCCGGAAAGACUACCGUUGUUAACGAUAUGCCUUGGAUAUUUACUGUUGGAGCCACCACCAUUGAUCGUGAUUUUCUGUCCAAUGUUGUCUUGGGUAAUAACAAAGUUAUUAAGGGUCGAGCUAUAAAUGUCUCUCCUCUUUCAAAGUCCGCCAAGUAUCCAUUGAUAACCGGGGAGGCUGCCAAGACAGCUACCGCAGACUUAGCAGAAGCAAGACAGUGUCACUUUGAUUCAUUAGAUAAAGAUAAAGCGAAGGGAAAGAUUGUCCUCUGUGAUGGUACCACGGAUCAUCUUUCAACCCAGGACAAAAUUGAUGCAGUAAAAGAGGUGGGGGGAUUAGGUCUUGUUCAUAUUACUGACAGUGAAGGAGUGGUUGCAAAUGACCCAUAUAUUGAUUUUCCAGCAACAACAGUGGUAACACCAGAAAAUGCUGCCCCAAUUCUCGAAUAUGUUAAUUCAACAAGCAAUCCAGUGGCAACAAUUCUACCAACAAUUUCAGUGCUAGAUUACAAGCCUGCGCCUAUCGUGGCAAAGUUUUCAAGUAGAGGGCCUUCAGAGCUUUCUAAGAAUAUUCUCAAGCCUGAUAUUGCAGCACCAGGUGCUAACAUUCUUGCCGCAUGGACUGGAAAUGACACAACAGCUACUCCAAAAGGGAAAAAACCUCCGCUAUAUAACUUAGUGUCCGGGACUUCCAUGUCAUGUCCGCAUGUUUCAGGCCUUGCAGCAAGCAUUAAAUCUAGUAAUCCCACUUGGAGUGUCUCUGCAAUCAGAUCGGCCAUCAUGACCUCUGCAACUCAAAUUAACAAUAUGGAGACUCCCAUUACAGCAGACUUAGGCUCGGUUUCCACUCCUUAUGACUAUGGAGCUGGAGAAAUUACAAUGAAUGAAUCAUUCCAUCCUGGGCUAGUUUAUGAAACCAACACCAUUGACUACUUAAACUAUCUGUGUUACAUGGGAUAUGAUACAGCCACAGUUAAAGUUAUCGCAAAAACCAUACCGGAUAAUUUUAGUUGCCCUAAGGAUUCGACUCCUGAUCAUAUUUCCAACAUCAACUAUCCUUCCAUAGCAAUCUCCAACUUCAUUGGAAAAGAAAUGGUGAAUGUGAGUAGAACUGUGACCAAUGUUGGUGAAGAAUAUGAAACAGUCUACUACGCCAUCAUUGAUGCUCCUAGUGGGGUGAAAGUCCAAUUGAUUCCAGAAAAACUCAGAUUUACAAAACAUAGCAGAAAACUAAGCUACCAAGUUAUUUUCUCCUCCACUUUAACUUCAUUGAAACAUGAUCUGUUUGGAUCCAUUACCUGGAAAAAUGGUAAAAAACAUAAGGUUCGAAGUCCUUUUGUAUUGACCGUCUAGUUAAAUGAUAAUCAGUACAUCUAUAUGUUAUCUGUGGAGACGUGAUUUGUAGCGAAGAAAGAAGCAAUUACAUUUGUACCAUCUCAUUGCCAGGCCUUAAAGCUAGUUUGUCAAUAAAAUAAGUAGCAACAGCUAUUUGCUGCUUAGUAA